AUGAAACAAUGGAGGCGCGGCCAGGCAUCGUCGUUGAUCAGAAUAGAACGGAAUGAAACAACUGACGCUUUGCUUCUUUUAAAUCCUAUUCCUUCUCACUCAACUUGGAUCUAUCUAAUUUGCGCAAAUGGCAAUGCUGAUCAUGCCGAACCAUUUUCAUCUUUUAACAGAUUGAAUAAUUUGAUCAUUUCUAGAUGUAGUGUAAGGGAUGCAUCAAUUCCAACCAUAUCAAGUGCAACCAUUGUAUAUUUAACUGUGCGUAGUAAUAGCUCGUCCGACUUUACCAAAAUCGAGCUAUCCGCUCCAAGUCUUCAUACAAUUACUUUUUACAGUACUCCUAAGCAGAGACUGUGUGGAAGCAGUCUUUCUUCAGUUAAACAAGUAAAUAUUCUUGUAGACAUAUUUUCUAGAAUUGGGGAGCCUUAUUUGAUUUUAUUCAGCUGGCUGCAAGACCUUGAUAAUAUAAAAUCAUUGACCGUCAAUGCAUAUACUCUUCAGAUUCUUUCCUUAGAUCCUGAUUUAUUCAAGGUUAAACUCCCUUCCUUGCGUAACUUGAAGUCACUGAAACCACGCCCUCUUGGAUUAUCAUCUUAUGUAAGGAAAGAAGUUGUGUUUAAAUACAUGUCGCGUAAAGAAGCUCACAAGAUACUUCUCAAAGAAGCAGAUGAACCAUUUGUAAUCAUACCUAAGGGGGUAGUAAACUUCUUGCUUCAAAACUCACCAUCUGCAGAAGUUGAUAUCAUCGAUUACAGGGGUCCGCAGUAAAUUAUGCAUUCAGUUAAAACGGACUUCCAAACUAAGAUAUAGUUGAGAAGAGUCAACACAACACCCACAUCCAACCUCAAAGAUAAUGGGCUUCGAAGAGUGCUCAUCAACAAUAUUGCCUUACAGGUUACAAUGCCUUCUGCGUCAACCUUUCUUUUGGAUUGUAGUUCAAAGUGACUGAAAGUAUCAGUUUGCUGAGUGCUGACUAUACUGACCUUGUACGAUUUGACAUGCAACGGAUCAUUCACAUGAAGUCUUUUUGAGAUUGGCGAGAUUAUUCCAUCUGAUAGUCUCCAAUUUAAUGCUAAAUUCCAAUAUACUGAUGGAGGAACCUGCAUAGAGUAUGUCUUGGCCAUUUAAUUAUGUACGAAUCCUGUACUAGUCCCGUUAUAUUGGUCCUUGUCUCUGUAUGAACAGGUGUGUUGUUUUGCUUUUGGGAGCCUAAAUGAAUUAUUGCGUUGUUACUAGAUA
Molecule: messenger RNA, 1236 nt
Organism: Trifolium pratense (red clover)
Lineage: Eukaryota; Viridiplantae; Streptophyta; Magnoliopsida; Fabales; Fabaceae
Exons: 4
Coding region: 1-765 (254 amino acids)
Source: RefSeq, a predicted model, not a curated record